AUGACACUAGGCUUGCCACAGGGGAGUAUUUUGGGCCCUCUGUUAUUCUUAGUUUAUGUGAAUGACUUGCCAAAUGUCACUGACAAUAGAUGUGUUAUGUUUGCUGAUGAUGCAACUAUCUUUAUACCCGAUACUCAAAUGAAUUUUGAAAAUAACAUAAAUAAAAGCUUAAAUAUAGCAGUCGAAUGGCUUAAUAAAUUUAAUUUAAACGUAAAUCUAACAAAAACUAAAAUUAUUCAAUUCAUAAAUAACAAAACAAAAUCUUUAAAUUUAAAUAUUGCAGAUAAAGACACCCAAAUAGAAACAGUUGAUAACAUUAAUUUUCUUGGAGUCACCAUAGACUGUCAUUUAAACUGGAAAUCCCACAUUGAAAAAAUAAACAAAAAAAUAUCUAGCUAUAGUUACGCAUUAUCCAUAUUAGCAGAAACAACUUCCGUUGAUGUAUCAAGGGCUGCAUACUUCGGCCAGGUAUACCCUCUAUUAGUUUACGGCAUUAUUUUCUGGGGUAAUUCUACAAACGUGCAGUCAACAUUUAUUCUACAAAAGCGAUGUCUGCGGAUCAUUUAUAAUAUGUACUCAGACGAAACUCUAAGAAAUGUAUUCAAAGAAAAAGGCUAUCUCACUCUUACUAAUAUUUACAUUUUAGAAAUUUAA
This is a messenger RNA of Parnassius mnemosyne (clouded apollo), 654 nucleotides long. The record is from the annotation of a GenBank genome assembly. Lineage: Eukaryota; Metazoa; Arthropoda; Insecta; Lepidoptera; Papilionidae.